AUGUCGGGCAUAUUUAGAUUCAAUAUCCGUAACAGUGAACCAUCGCUUGUUAGCAAUCUAAAGAGAAUCACUACCAUCUUCUUUUUGGUCGGUCUGCUUGCUUAUCUGGGUUGGCUUUGCUAUUCUUUAUCUCGUUAUGAAACGACGCUUAUUUACUCCAGAAACAAGAUUAAAGGAUUGCCAUCACCAAUUCCGUUUAUAACUUUAGUGCUUCAUGUUACUUGGUACAAUAUGGUAGAUGGACAUGUUUCACCGUCCAAAUGUCAAUCUUACCUGGGUUCAUCUAGUUUUGAUCUCACAACGAAAUCAUACAUAAUAAAUUUUGUUGCCCAAGACUUUAUGUUCCCAGAUCCAGCGAGUCACCAUUAUGAAAAAAGCGUAAUUCGACGGAUAACUUUUGAUUUUGCUAUAAUUGAUCCGGUUUAUCCACUUGGUGGGGAUGCUCGGAUGUCUGCAAUCUUAUUUGAUGCAGAAUCGAAAGCUGUUUCGGCAAACAGUCCGAAUUAUUCAGAAACCGAAGUCAAUUCUACAGUCUAUUCUAACAUUUACACACUUGGGAAGGGUCAGCACAACGUUUUCAAGAUUGAGCGCACUAUCCGCAAGUUUAUAAUUCCAAGUGCGGGAAACGUUCUUAUUGGAAGACCUCAUUUCGUAACCUUGCCCAUGCUCAGUAGUACAUACGCUACAUAUCCAGUUGUUAAUGCUAAGGGCAACGUUUAUGCAGGUGCUUCUGUCGAACCUUCCUCCUAUAUUGUUAAUACUGAAAUAGAGAAAUCUAAUAUGACUUUGCUUGAUGUAUUGAGUGCUUUAGGAGGAAUGUAUUCUUUAAUUAUGGCGUUCUAUGGACGAUUGUAUGGUGAGGAAGAAGAGACGGAUAAGAAAAAUGAGAAAGGUGUUAAUCUUGCUGAAUGGGCUAAUGAUAGAGACACUGACACAGUAACAGUUAUCAAGCGUGGUACAGAAAGUGCAGGGGAAAGCACAGUCACUGUAAUUGUAGAUAUGAAUCUAAUUGAAAAACUCAACAGAAUUGAUAUCUUGGAAAAAAGACAAAAGUCAUUGGAGGCCUUUUUGCAGGAUUAUGUUGUUGAUAUAAAGUUAUAUAAAAAGUUUAAAAAGAAGAACAAGUUAACACUUAAGGAUAUUCUGUAG
Messenger RNA from Paraglomus occultum, 1149 nucleotides. The record is from the annotation of a GenBank genome assembly. NCBI's taxonomy places the organism in Eukaryota, Fungi, Glomeromycota, Glomeromycetes, Paraglomerales, Paraglomeraceae.